CUUCCUCUUUUUCCUUUCCUUCUUUAUUGAUGAAAUAGCCAUUAUAGAAGUUCAGAAAUGCCAAAAGCACAGUCAAAGGUAACGCCUUUGUCACCAAGCAGCGGUCCAAAAUCAAGUCAUUUUCUUUCUCAUGAGAGUACUCUGUCUGGUUCUGGUUCUGUUUUGGCCCCUUCAUUUUCACAUCUGAAUAAUGAAAAUGACGGUGGUGAGGGUGGUAAUGGUGGUGAUUUUCUCGAUAACCAUCAAUUUAAUGAAUAUUUGUCCUUUCUUGAUGAGAAUUCAUCCAAAAGUGAGGAAUUUGUCGAUCCAAGGUCUCAAUUUGGUUAUUCAGCUAACAAUGGAGACACUAAUUUGCACAGGAGAAGUUUCUCAGCUAGUGAAUUGCGUCUUGAAUCUGAGGAUGUUGGUUUUGGUGGUGGAUACAAGCCUUGCAUUUACUUUGCUAGAGGGCAUUGCAAGAACGGGGAUAAUUGCAAGUUUGCACAUGGUGGUUUUGCUGAUAAUGUUGACCAUGGUGGUCAUAUUGUUGGUUCAUCCAGCAAAAUGGACUUUUUUUAUCAUCAGCUGGAGGAGAUGAAGAGAAUGAAAGCUCUCUAUCAGCAACGCUUAGCUGCUUCACAGUUCAUAGGCGGAGCUCCGUCACUGUUUUCUGACAAAAGCAUGAAUCUUUUCCUCCGGCAGCAAAAUGACCCGCAGAGAGCUGCUGCAUUAAUGUUGGGUGAAGAAAUCUACAAGUUUGGUCAGGAUCAACUAGAAAGGAAUGACCUCUUUGCAUUGGCAUUGGCAGAAAAGGCCAACUCAGCAUCGAGACAGAUUUAUUUGACAUUCCCAGCUGAUAGCUCAUUCAAGGAUAAGGAUGUCUCAAACUACUUUAGAAAAUCAGUGCUGCAUUUGGGUAUGGAUUAUUUGUCUUUUGAACAUGAGUACUGGUCUAUCAAAGCAUCAUUAUCCAUUCUUGACGCUUGAUGUUCUAAUAAUUUCUACUAUUGUGAUAUUCAAAGUUCAAAAUUUUGUCUCCUUUUCUGUGCUUUCACAAUUGCUGCAUUGAUGCAAUUUGGAGUUAGCGAUGUAAGUCUUGUUGUAGUCUCCAAUGAUGAAAUUUUAGACCUUUUGCCAAUUGAUAGAGUUGGCAUGUAAUCUGUAUUUUUCUCUUUGCCCAUGAUUUUGAUACUAAACUAGUUUUUGUGUCUUGGUUUUUUCCAUGGGCUAAGUUUUAUGAAUUCUUUGGUUUUAUGUUGAUAAAUUUAAUUGAAUUCCUGUUGUAUCAUUCCAAAGCUUAUUUGGACCAGUUCAAGAUGUGAGGAUCCCAUACCAGCAGAAGCGAAUGUUUG
Molecule: messenger RNA, 1331 nt
Organism: Rubroshorea leprosula
Lineage: Eukaryota; Viridiplantae; Streptophyta; Magnoliopsida; Malvales; Dipterocarpaceae
Source: the annotation of a GenBank genome assembly